AUGUCUAAUUUUAGAGACAGUUCUAGUCCUCAUAGAGGUUACUCAGAAUUUGAUCCCGAAUCUGGUGAUGGAAUAAAUAGAAAAAAGUCUUUAAUUAGACCAGAAAGAGGUAGAAUGAAUGAAAAUCAUCCAAGAUUUCACUAUACCCAAGUUGCUAAUCAAGAGGCUGAUCAUAUAAAAGUUCAACCUUCUUCAACAGGGGUUGAUCCUCGUAAAUCUACUGAGUUAUCUCAAUCAAGAUCUCAUUUAAGUCAUUAUUCUACUCCUCAUGGUGAAGUUGAAGUUGAAGAUGACGACGAAGAUGAAGGUAUUCCUUUAAUGGAUAUUCACAAUUCUUCUCCAAAUGUCAGCGUUCAAAAUGACUUGAAAGGUGGUAGAGAAAUUUAUGGAUUAAAUGAUGAAAUUGUUGAUGAUUACAGUAAUAAUCCAAAGAGAAAUCAAGUUAUAUCAACUGUCAAGCCAGUUAAUACUCCUGAAAAGGAAGAAAAACCUAAAAGUGAUAUUUAUUUUUGGAAAGUGUAUUGUUACGCCAUCACAUUUUGGGCUCCUGCUCCUUUAUUGAAAUUGUUUGGUUUACCAACAAAGGAUCGUCAAUUUGCUUGGAGAGAAAAAAUUGGGUUAAUUUCUUGUAUUCUUUAUAUUGGUGCAUUUGUUGCUUAUUUAACUUUUGGUUUCACAAAGACUGUUUGUUCAGGUGAACAAGUCAGAACAAGAAUUAAUCAUGUUAAUGGGGGUUAUUUGAUUAUUAAUGGUAGAGCCUUUGAUUUGACUUCUUCUCAACAUCCUCAAGCUGCUGGUAUCCAAGCGGGGGCUAAUGUUUUAUAUCCUCCAAUGAAUGCUGGUGGGAAAGAUGCUUCUUUUCUUUUCCAAAAUGUUAAUGGUAAUUGUAAAGGAUUGAUUCUCCCAAGAGAUAAUUGUUCUAUUCCUUAUGAUGGUGAUGAAUUAGCUUGGUAUAUGCCAUGUCGUCUUUUCAGUCAAGAUGGCUCAGAUGAAGUUAACAAUACCUUUGCUUAUUAUGACGGAUGGGCUUGUCAUACUAGUGAAACUGCUCGUGAAGCAUACUAUCUGUUGAAGGUUAAUGGUGAUGUCUAUUUCACCUGGGAUGAUAUCAAGAAUUCUUCAAGAAACUUGGUUGUUUACUCCGGUAAUGUUUUGGAUCUUGAUUUAAUUAAUUGGAUUCAAACUGAUGAUGUUACCUAUCCCGAGUUGUUUGACAGAUUGAGAGAUGAUCAAACUUUUAGAGGAUUGGAUAUUUCUUUGGUUUUAACCAAUUCAGACGAAAGACAGGCAGCAAGAUGUUUAACCGAAAUUAUUAAAGUUGGUGUUAUUGAUUCUGAAACCAUUGGUUGUAUUGCUUCUCAAGUUGUGUUGUAUCUUUCUUUGGUGUUUAUUUUAUCUGUUGUUGUGGUUAAGUUUAUCAUGGCUUGUUGGUUUAAAUGGGUUACUUCCAAGAAACAAGGGGCCACCAUGUAUGACAACAAGGCUUGGGCUAAAAGAAAUAGAGAAAUUGAAAAUUGGGUUGACCAUGAUCCAGGUAUUGGGGCAGAAGUCAAAACUGUUCCAAUUAAAGCCAGAGCCAAUUACAAAGCUACUAAAACCAAUAGACAAUCUGUUUUCCAUAAGACACAAAAAUUAUCUUUGGGUCCAAAUGCUGAUUUAUCUCAAUAUUAUGAUAAUCCAAAUGCCCUUUCAAAAACUUUUAAAUAUACUACCAUGUCAACUCAAGCUGCUUUGUUGGGACAUAACAACUAUAGUAAGAAAGGAAUGAGAAACAACAAUGGAAGUAGAGCUUCUAAUCUUUAUUUAACUGAUCAAGGAUCAUCUACUGAUUUAUUGAAUCGUCCAAUGUCUUCUUAUAAUCCAUUUGAUACCAUGGAUGAUGGAUUUGUUGUUAAUGGUUUGUCUCCAGAUAUUAUUCAUCCAGAUGUUGUUCCUCAGCCACCAGUUGAAUAUCAACCAUUUGGUUACCCAUUGGCCCAUACUAUUAACUUGGUUACUUGUUAUUCUGAAGAUGAAGAUGGUAUUCGUACCACCUUGGAUUCUAUUGCUACUACUGAUUACCCAAAUUCCCAUAAGAUGAUUCUUGUUAUUUGUGAUGGUAUUAUUAAAGGUUCUGGAAAUGAUGAAACUACCCCUGAUAUUGUUUUGGGUAUGAUGGAUGAUUUGACCAUUCCAAAAGAAGAAGUCCAACCAUAUUCCUAUGUUGCUGUUGCACAAGGUAGUAAACGUCAUAAUAUGGCUAAGGUUUAUGCUGGUUUUUACAAAUACAAUGAUGAAACUGUUCCACCAGAAAAACAACAACGUAUUCCAAUGCUUACUAUUGUUAAAUGUGGUACUCCAGAAGAAGCUAGUGCACCAAAACCAGGUAACAGAGGUAAGCGUGAUUCCCAAAUUAUUUUGAUGUCCUUUUUGCAAAAAGUUGUUUUCGAUGAAAGAAUGACUAGUUUGGAAUACGAAAUGUUGCAAAGUAUUUGGAGAAUUACUGGAUUAAUGGCAGAAUUUUAUGAAAUUGUUUUGAUGGUUGAUGCUGAUACUAAAGUUUUCCCAGAUUCCUUGACCCAUAUGGUUGCUGAGAUGGUUAAAGAUCCAAUGAUUAUGGGGUUGUGUGGGGAAACUAAGAUUUCCAAUAAAGCACAAACUUGGGUUACUGCCAUUCAAGUUUUCGAAUAUUAUAUUUCUCAUCAUCAAGCCAAAGCAUUUGAAUCUAUUUUUGGUGGUGUUACAUGUUUACCAGGGUGUUUCUGUAUGUAUAGAAUUAAAGCACCAAAAGGUUCUGAUGGUUAUUGGGUACCAAUUUUGGCCAAUCCGGAUAUUGUUGAAAGAUAUUCGGAUAAUGUUGUUGAUACUUUGCAUAGAAAGAAUUUGUUAUUAUUGGGUGAAGAUCGUUAUCUUUCUUCCUUGAUGUUGAGAACAUUCCCAAAGAGAAAGCAAGUUUUCGUUCCUAAGGCUGCUUGUAAAACUAUUGUUCCGGAUCAAUUUAAGGUUUUGUUAUCACAACGUCGUAGAUGGAUUAAUUCUACUGUUCAUAAUUUGUUUGAAUUGGUUUUAGUUAAGGAUUUGUGUGGUACCUUUUGUUUUUCUAUGCAAUUUGUUAUUUUCAUUGAAUUGGUUGGUACUUUAGUUUUACCAGCUGCUAUUACAUUUACCAUUUAUGUUAUUAUUGUUGCCAUUGUUUCCAAACCAACACCAGUUAUGUCCUUGGUCUUGUUGGCUGUUAUUUUUGGUUUACCUGGGUUGUUGAUUGUUAUUACUGUUUCAUCCUUUUCUUACAUUGUCUAUUUCUUCAUUUAUCUUAUUGCAUUGCCAAUUUGGAAUUUUGUUUUACCAAGUUAUGCUUAUUGGAAAUUUGAUGAUUUCAGUUGGGGUGAAACCAGAACAGUUGCAGGAGGAGAUAAAGGAGAUCAUAGUGCAGUUGAAGGUAAAUUUGAUCCAAGUAGAAUUAGUAUGAAGAGAUGGAGAGAUUGGGAAAGAGAUCGUAGAAAUAUGGAAAAUAAUAAUGGUAAUAGACCACAAGCAAAUAAUUUUGCUAGUACCAAUAGUUUACCAGUACCUUCUGCGGCAUGGGAUCCAUCUAAUUCAGAAAAAUUAGUUGAGUAUAACAGUCAGGGUUCUUCUUCCGGAUCUAAUUGGAAGCACAUAAUUAUGGGAGAUAUAUCUUCUUUUAUUUAA
This is a messenger RNA of Candida tropicalis MYA-3404, 3669 nucleotides long. It is a transcript of the gene CHS3, whose product is annotated as chitin synthase. Bases 1 to 3669 code for a protein of 1222 amino acids. Lineage: Eukaryota; Fungi; Ascomycota; Pichiomycetes; Serinales; Debaryomycetaceae. The transcript has a single exon. Gene Ontology annotation, cellular component: cell septum; cell periphery. The record is from RefSeq and is a predicted model, not a curated record. Gene Ontology annotation, molecular function: chitin synthase activity.